AUGCAUGGAGGGUACGAUACUAAGAGUGCUGGACGAACUGGUGUGGGUGGAGAGACUGCUCUUCCAUUUCCAUCUCCCAAUGAACUUCUUCCACCUCAGAAUUCCAAGGGAGUAUACUGUGCACAUCCAAAUCCAUCCUACCAAGCCUUUCCAUCCAACCCAGCUGAAGAUCCCACACUCGUAGCACCACCCGCCGAACCCGCAACUCGGGUCCGAUAA
Molecule: messenger RNA, 219 nt
Organism: Botrytis deweyae
Lineage: Eukaryota; Fungi; Ascomycota; Leotiomycetes; Helotiales; Sclerotiniaceae
Exons: 2
Coding region: 1-219 (72 amino acids)
Source: RefSeq, a predicted model, not a curated record